GCUUCGCAAACGGCCAUACUGCACCGCUCCGCCAUUUUACGCUGAACAUUUUUUGCAAGAUAGGAGAAAAUAUUUCGUGCCCGAGUAGAAUGUAAAUAGUUUUGGAUUUUUAAUACGGACAUCAGCGGGCUAAGGCAAUUACCGUGCUAAUUGUUGAGAGGAGUGAUUCUCCUACAAAAGCGAGGAGCAGCACGCCGGUUUUUGCUCCGGCUUGCUCUGAAAACUGUACGAAGCGUGAGUGCGACAGAGAUAGAACGAGUGCCGUGUGUGUUUGUGUGCGUGCGAAAGUUGGAAAAAGCGGCGGAAAAUCUGUAAUUACGCCUAGAGAUAUCCGCUUUUGUGGCUUAGCAUGGCCGACGUGGUCUUGGAUCUGUACGCGGAGGACCUGGACAAGGACUUUGCCGGGCAGGCUCAGGACGAAUUUGGAGGAGAUGGCGUCGAUUUAUACGAUGAUAUUGGCGGUCCGACCGAAGCGGCCGCUUCCGGUGGGGGUGGCGGCACGCCCUCAGCGGAUGGAUCCGCGGGACCCGGUUCCGGGGACUCUGGCGAUCGAAUUUCCGGCGGUCCGAACGGGGUUUACCAUCAGAGCGGUGGUAGCCUCACUCCGACCAUGAACCGCCGCUACCAGUUGUACGUGGGCAAUCUCACCUGGUGGACCACUGACCAGGACAUCGCCAAUUCACUGAGGGACAUCGGCGUGAGUGACCUGCAGGAGGUAAAGUUUUUCGAAAACCGGGCCAACGGCCAGUCGAAGGGAUUUAGCGUUAUCUCGCUCGGCUCGGAGUCCAGUUUGCGCGCCGUCCUCGACCAGCUGCCCAAGAAAGAGAUGCACGGCCAGGCGCCAGUGGUCACGUACCCCAGCAAGCAGGCGCUCACUCAGUUCGAGAGUCUGCAGAAGACGCGACCAGUGCCGCCGCCGCAGCAGAAUGGACCGCCGAGGGGUCCGGCACCGCCGAGCAUGGGCGGAGGACCAAUGCCCUCCGGACAUCCGGGCGGACCGCAGGGAGGCGGACCGCCUGGGCAUCCCCCUCGUGGAAUGAACACCAUCAUGCAGCCGGGUCAGUACCGACCACAGCACAUGUCGCAGGUGCCCCAGGUGGGCGGACCUAAUGCCGGACCUCCACGCAUGCAGCCGCCGAUGCAUCCGCAAGGCGGGCUCAUGGGCAACCAACAGCCGCCACCCCGGUAUCCGUCAGCGCAGGGCCAAUGGCCAGGUCAGCGGCCAGGCGGACCACGACCAGGUCCACCGAACGGACCGCCGCAACGACCAAUGUUCCAAGGAGGACCCAUGGGCAUGCCGGUUAGGGGGCCACCUGGUCCCGACUGGCGUCGUCCGCCCAUGCACGGCGGUUUCCCGCCGCAGGGCCCGCCACGUGGCCUUCCACCAGCGCCAGGACCGGGCGGACCGCACGGCGCCCCUGCACCCCACGUGAAUCCGGCCUUUUUCAACCCACCCGGCGGCCCUGCCCAACAUCCGGGCAUGGGUGGUCCGCCCCACGGAGCCCCCGGUCCGCAGCCAGGCAUGAAUAUGCCGCCGCAACAGGGCAUGAACAUGCCUCCGCAGCACGGACCGCCGCCACAGUUCGCCCAGCAUGGACCGCGAGGUCCUUGGCCGCCACCGCAGGGUAAGCCACCAGGACCGUUCCCCGAUCCUCAGCAGAUGGGGCCCCAGCUCACGGAGGUGGAGUUCGAGGAGGUGAUGAGCAGAAAUCGCACAGUCAGCAGUUCGGCGAUCGCCAGAGCUGUUUCUGAUGCGGCCGCUGGUGAAUAUUCAAGCGCGAUUGAAACGCUGGUCACGGCUAUUUCGCUGAUUAAACAGUCCAAGGUUGCGCACGACGAGCGCUGCAAGAUCCUUAUAAGCUCGUUGCAGGACACGCUGCAUGGCAUCGAGGCAAAGAGCUAUAACAGGCGCGAAAGGUCGCGGUCCAGGGAACGAUCCCAUCGCAGCCGGCAGAGGCGAGAGCGCUCUACGUCUAGAUAUCGUGAGCGUUCACGGGAGCGUGAGCGCGAUCGGGAUCGCGAGCGGGAUCGUGAUGGAGGCAGCUAUCGGGAGCGGUCACGAAGCAGAGAACGGGAACGUCAGGCUCCAGAUCACUACAGGGAUGAUAGCCGAUCAGUUCGUCCGCGAAAGUCUCCAGAGCCUGUAGUUGCAGAGGCCGCAGAGGCGCCUUCAUCGAAGCGGUACUAUGAGGACCGUGAGCGGUACCGCUCCUCAGACCGGGAACGGCGUGACCGGGAUCGAGACCGUGACCGCGAGAGGGAGCGUGAUCGCGACAGGCGCGAGGAGCACCGUUCCCGGCAUUGACUGUCUUAAGCGGAGGGAUUGGAGCAGCGCAGUAAAUCGUAAUCAAGAGUAAAGAUGAAACACAGAUAUACUAAACACACUCUAUUAACAAACAAAUAAGCCGCAGCUUGGUGGGAUAACAAGCUAGCCACAAUUAACAGAUUUUCGAUUUGUAUCUAACAUUACCAAUACGUAGGAUAUGAAUAUGGCAUACAGCAUAGUUCUCCUAGACAUACUUAAAUAAGCCGAAAUGCUGACAAGAUUUUACCAACGACGGACGGGGACUGUCUCCGAAUUUCUCCGACCUCUCAACCCAGAAUCCUGGUAGCAGCAGAAGGAUCAAUGGAAGAGUGAACGGACAGUCAGCGUGGGACAUUUUAGACACUGAUGGCCACUGGAUCAUCAAACAACAAACAAGUAGCAAUCCUGCACCGCCGUCUUCGCAGCAGAUUUUCAAUAUUAUUGUACUCUAAAGUUUCGGUUUAUUUAAUAAAACAUAAACGUAUGAAAAAAGAAUUGUUCCAGAAAAAAAAAAUUUACAAAACCUGUCUUGCAUUGUGUGUCUUCUUGUACUCUUAUUAUAAAAACCAAACCUAAUCUUAUUAGUUAAUGAAUUUAUAAUUGUACAACAAAAUUGUAUGUAAAAUGCCAAAAUUAUUGCACUUGUGAGUGCAAUUUAUAUUGAAAUUGUUAUAUUAACAAAAUCAUUUCGCCGACUGAGGCUGAAAAUCUUUAGCUCUUAUGUAUGUUCGAAGAUUACGCGAUUCUUUUGUUGUAAACAUUCCCAAUGCAUUUGUUUAAAAUUGUUUUUAUUUAUCAUAUAAAUUUAAGCCGAUCAUAGUGUGCCUGUGACUGAGUGUGAGUGGAAUUGUAGCAACUAAAUGCCGACUGAUCCUAUCCGCAAAACGGAAAAGGGAACCAUAGUAAAAUAUGUAUGUAUAGAUUAAGUCGAGUGCGUGAGACUUUUUGCCGUAACCAAGAUUUUUAGACUAAAUUUAUCUAUAAAGACGUCCUAACCGCAUUUAGCGUAGUUAAUUACACUAACGAUCGAAUUUGAUGUAGUUCCUAACAUAGGUUCCAAGACAAAAACAACGUUAUCUAGUUUCUCUCGAGAUACUGUAAUGCUCGCGGCCCAUUUCACACAAUUAUCUUUUCUAUUGUAUCAUCAACAUUUAACUUCUUUUAAUUUUAGCUUUACUUUUUAUUUGUAAAUACAUUUUGUAAACAAAAAUUGACUAAGAUCAUGACGCACUAAUCCCGAAUUACAAUUACGCCUCUGUAACCGCAAGUCCACAAUUUGAAAAGUACCUGUAACUCUCCGCAGAGCGAGAGCCUGAGGUGUUAUGAGUAUUAUGAGCUUAACGAUGUCUUGUACAAUUUAAACUGUGAUUGUGAUCUUGAUGAAACAAACAACAUAAAAAAUUAUACAAACGAAUAUUGUCUGUUAAGUCAUGCCCAAGCAGGUAAAGUUGUCCUAUUCUUGUAGGACUUUUUUUUUUAUAGUUUGUAAACCUUGAGAUCCCUCGUUUAAUGAACUAAUCAAUGAUCCGACUCUAGUCGCCAAGUUUUAAGAGAAUCAAUUCAUUGACUGUUUAUGAUUACAAUAUACAUUACUUCGCACAAUGUUUUUAGAAAAUACGUCAAUUGACUUGUUUCGAUGUAGCGCGAAAUAAAAAACAAUUUUAUUAGA
Molecule: messenger RNA, 3974 nt
Organism: Drosophila ficusphila
Lineage: Eukaryota; Metazoa; Arthropoda; Insecta; Diptera; Drosophilidae
Gene: Cpsf6
Product: cleavage and polyadenylation specificity factor subunit 6
Biological process (GO): mRNA alternative polyadenylation
Cellular component (GO): mRNA cleavage and polyadenylation specificity factor complex
Molecular function (GO): mRNA binding
Source: RefSeq, a predicted model, not a curated record